Messenger RNA from Porites evermanni, 2025 nucleotides. The record is from the annotation of a GenBank genome assembly. NCBI's taxonomy places the organism in Eukaryota, Metazoa, Cnidaria, Anthozoa, Scleractinia, Poritidae.
AUGAGUACAAAUGGCGUACUCCUCUCUAACGGUUCUUCGCAAGACGACGACCACGAAAGGGCGAGAUUAGGAUCUGUUAUUUACCUUUGUAUAAUUGGAGUUUGCGGUGUUAUCGCGAAUUCUCUCGUCAUUUUCGUAUUCUGGAAAUACCCAAAGCUCAGAACGGCUGCUAAUCUGUUUAUUCUAAACCUAGCAGUUUGUGAUUUGAUGCUGUCGCUGUUGGACAAUACGUUUUCCAUCGCGGCCACGUUGCAUGGGAAGUGGUUGUUUGGUCGAGGCGGCUGCAUCUCUUAUGGAUUUUUCCAUUACUUUUUCAUAUGUUGUACUGUAUCAACGCUUGCUGCGAUUUCUGUGGAUCGGUUUUUCUUCAUAACGAGGCCAAGUCAAACCAGGGCUGUUCAAAUAAUUACACGGAGAAAAGCUAUAGGAAUACUAGCGAUAAUCUACUUGUAUACAAUUUUGUUUACCUUUCCACCCUGUGUUGGUUGGAACAAUUUCGUGGAAGAGGCGAUCUUUUACAGCGGCUGCUAUAUUAACUACGGCGAUCAAAGAACGUCUUCGAUAGCAUAUUCAGUAAUCGCUCCCUUCUUUCUUUUCCUGAUACCGCUUACGAUAAUGAUUUAUUGCUACGCAAGGAUUUUUUUCGUCGUUCGUCGAAGCACGCAGCGAACUAUUGGACGAUCACUUGGGACGCAGACAUCCGUCAGGAAACGACACCCACUUCUUAAGAGGACCCACAUACAGACUGCUAAAAUGAUUAUUGUCGUUAUAUUUUUCUCAAUGAUUGUUUGGGUUCCUUAUGUUGUUGUCUCCUUCAUCAAAGCCGCCAACGGGCACAUAGCGCCUUUGGUGUCACACAUCACUGUUCUUGUUGCCAAGUCGUGCGUGAUUUACAACGUGCUAAUUUACGCGAUUUUGAACAGGAAACUUAAGGCUGCUAUAUUAGACGCAGUUUGUUGUGGAAGACAGACCUUUUCUCUGGUCGGAACCCCUAGUUCUGGCAGCAAUGCUCAGAAGAAUAGAAUAAGUAGGAUUUUGAGUGAAACCGAUGGGCCAUCGCCUGUAUCGGACGCACAAAAGAACCGCCUCAGUGCUUUGUCAAUACAACAAUCUAAUGAUAGUGUCCACAGUCAAUAUGCGGAUAAUACUUCUGCGCCUCGUUCUCCAAAACUAAAGAACGGUAUUUGGAAAGCUGUAGAGUUCAAGGACCAGGAAAGAAAAGACAGUGUUGUAGAAAAUACCGGAAAGGAAGGUGCUGAAGUUUCUGGAAGUGCUGCCGAUUCACAUCUGGACAGAAAUGGGAGCAUAGACACUCCCUCGGGAACUUACACACGGAAAAAGGUUUCAAAACUUAAACGGCCCUCUGACACCAGCCAAGAUAAUGUCGAAGCUGAGAAUAUUGUUUCGCUCGGGGCCACGGAGGUAAAGAGCGCGUAUUUAAACUCUGACGGAGUGACUAAAGAUUCCUCCAAAUACACCACAGCUGUGGAUAUGAAACUCACGGCGGGUUCACCGCUGGCUAACUCAAUCGCAGAUUCUGUUCCUCAGCGUAUUCACUACCUUUAUUCGUCACGGAAAUCUCGCUCCCAAACCCUUUCUUCUCCAUCCCAACUGUACAAGAAAGGUUCUCGUCCAAUUAGUGCGCAACAAGUGACUAAACGUAUUUCACCUGCUUCGAGUGUUCCACGCGCGAGCAGCAGCACGGAUCAAGAGAGUGACACUUCGAGAGGACAUUCUCGCGAGCCUUCGCGUCAGCAUUCUCGAGAGGGUUCUUUCGUUCAUCGCUCGGCAAGCUCGCGAAGGACCAAAAAGCCACGAUCCGCAAACAGGACAAACGCGAAACACCCACCGUCGCGGAGAAAAAGUUACAGCCACGUUAACUAUGGCAGAAGAGGAGGAGCCAUUGAUCCUCUCCAUACCACAGCCCAAGAACUUUUGGAAAUACAAAAUUACUGGAAGCGUAUGAGUCUCUGUCUGGACGACAUUGAUUUAGACGAUGUGACUCGAGGCACGGAAAUGGUUUAA